AUGGACGCCACCCCGUUCUUGGAUCGCUAUCGCGAGUUGAGUUCCCUUGACGAAAAGAAGAACCAGCUCAUUGAAGAACUACUCCAACGAGUUGCUUCUCUCGAAGAAGACUUUAAGCAGGAGAAAUUGGACCAUGCGCGCGAGACCCGAUUCAACCGAGAUAUCCAGCUCCACGAGAUGGAGCUGAUGCAGCAGAUUUCUCAAAUAAAAACCAUCAUGGCGCGCGAACCGUUUGUGGUUGUGCUUCUGGAUGGUGAGGGGUCAUUCUUCAAGGAUGAUCUGCUGCAGCUCGGUGAAGAAGGUGGUCGCAGUGCAGCCCGACAGCUGUACAGUGGGCUGAAUUCGUACUUGCUGAAGCAACUGCCGAGUAUCAACUCUCCGAAAAUAAUGAUCAAAAUUUACCUCAAUAUGAAGUCCUUCGGGGACCUUUGCGUCCGUGCUGGCGUCAUCUCAGAUCCGACGAUAUUACAAGACUUCAUUCGGGGGUUCAAUGAGACAACCUCGUUUUCGGAAAUUGUGGAUAUUGGGUCUGGCAAGAAUAAGGCCAGUGAUAAGAUUCAGGAGACGUUUCAAGUCUUUCUUUACAACUGCCAUUGUCACCAAAUCUUCCUGGGUUGCGCUUCAAAUAGUGAAUACGCUCGAUUCCUCGAUGAAACAACCAAAGAGGGCGAUCUCACCGGUCGAAUCUCAUUAGUGGAAGGCAUCCCCUUUGAUAAGGAACUGGACUCGGCCAAGGCUUCAUAUCGAAUUGCCAGAUUUCCAGACGUUCUGCGGUCCUCCAAGUUGGCGCCUGCAUAUAUGGCUCCCUGGAAGACGAGCUUACCAUCUCGAUCAAUGCUCACCCCGUCACCGUCUCAACAGCCGCAGAAUGUCCCUUCCUUGUCGCGUACGUCUACCAAUACGAGCACUUCGGGUAUCUGCGCACCUCUCCCUGCCCCGACGGCCAGCAAGAUAUCUGGAUCUCCUGCGAGUGAUUUUCAGACCGUGCGCUCGAGACCAAACGGGACGACUGCUCCCAAGACUGUUGAGCGGAACAAGUAUGGACAGCGCGUGGAUCGCUUGGACUUCAAGAGCAUUCCUCGUGAUGACUUGAACAAAUUGAAGAAGUUGAAGUUGUGCAACUAUUAUUUCCUCCUCGGAGAAUGCCCCAAUGAGGAGAAUUGUUACCAUGAUCAUGAUCGGAAGUUGUCUCGAACGGACCUCCAUAUCCUAUCUGCCAUUGCCCGCAUGACGCCCUGCCGUUUUGGGCUUGAAUGCGAUGAUCCGGAUUGUAUUUACGGCCAUCGCUGUCCCCAGAGCGAACCGGGCAAGAAGACUUGUUUCAGGGGUGAUACCUGUCGAUUUGAGCCUGUUGCACAUGGGAUUGAUACCAACAUUGUCAAAGUGACCAAGAUCUAG
Messenger RNA from Penicillium chermesinum, 1398 nucleotides. Its product is annotated as CCCH zinc finger protein. Lineage: Eukaryota; Fungi; Ascomycota; Eurotiomycetes; Eurotiales; Aspergillaceae. The record is from RefSeq and is a predicted model, not a curated record. The transcript is spliced from 4 exons. Gene Ontology annotation, molecular function: metal ion binding. Bases 1 to 1398 code for a protein of 465 amino acids.